Phanerochaete carnosa HHB-10118-sp is the source of this 1029-nucleotide messenger RNA. RefSeq lists its product as uncharacterized. NCBI's taxonomy places the organism in Eukaryota, Fungi, Basidiomycota, Agaricomycetes, Polyporales, Phanerochaetaceae. The coding region runs from base 1 to 1029 and encodes 342 amino acids. The record is from RefSeq and is a predicted model, not a curated record. The transcript has 2 exons.
AUGCAGAACAAGCCGCUCUCCAUCUCCGUUAUCACGAUCGCGUCUAUCAUUGGCCUCGUCGUUCUCAUGAUCAUUGCGACCUGGGCCAUCCGGCGCCGUCAGCAUAACAAGCUUCACGAUGAGGCAGCGGAGUUCAGGACCGAGGAUCUCGUCGGCGGCGGCCACGGGCACGAUGACAUCGAGAAGGGUAGCCAGGGCAUAUUCACCCACACCAACGACGACGUCGUCAACAAGGUCGAGACGGCAGCUGGCGCACGGCCGGUGCACCGCGUACCGACAAACCGUAGUACGGCGACCACCACAACUGAAACCUACAUCAACCACGCCUACUACCCGAACUUCGACCUGCAGAAAACGGGGUAUGGCACAUCGCAGGGCUACGACAUCCCCAAGGCGCACGAGGAUGCGCUCAUGGCGGUACCGCAGUUACCGGGACACCCUCACUACGACGGGCACGACUACGCCGACCUCCAUCGUCAGGCCACCGGCGCGUACCGUCCUGGGAACCCCAGUUCCGCCUCAGAGAGCACCCAGCCCGUUUAUCGCAACGUUGCUCCAAUCUACGAUCAUCACGCCGCCCAGCAGCCCUUUCCUGUGCGCUCUCCCUCUCCUGCCUACGACCCGAUGAACCAGUACCCGCAACACCGGCAACUGACCUCUGCCCCACCUUCGUUCUUGACUAUCGACGUGAACGCGGCUUCGGCACCCAUGUUCGGCCCCAGCUCCGCACUGUCAUUCACGGGAGCCCCUCUGCGACCUGCUGAGGCGGUGAACCCGGCAAACCCUCCUCCAGCUGUCCCCGCCGAGUCGCCGCAGACCUCGAUCUCACGACGUUCGUCUCUGCUGAACGGGCCCGUCGCACCCGUCGCGCCGAAGACGCCUAAGGACACAACGAAAAAGACUUCGUCGCACUCCAAGGCACUUGACCCAUCCAUCCCGCCCGUCCCCGUAGCCCCUCCUCUGCCCGAUGAGUUCGGCAAUACCGAACUGAAUGGCGAGCCACGCGAGUUGAAGAUUAUGAACGUCUGA